AUGGCCAAUUCCCAUGAUAAUAUAAUUCAAUUUCGUGGAGUUAUGAAAUUAGAAGAUGAAAAAAAAUAUUCGCUUGUUCUUGAAUAUGCGAACGGUGGAACACUAAGAGAACAUUUAAGGAACAAAACUAUAACUUUUAAGUGGGAGGACCAGUUAAGGUUUGCUAAGGAGCUUGCAAGUGCGGCUUUAUGGUUACAUGAUUAUAAGGAAAUCAUACACGGUGAUCUUCACCCCGACAAUAUCUUAGUACACAGAGAUACAAUAAAAUUAGCAGAUUUUGGGCGUUCUUUUGAAAAAGGAAAGGAUUGUACUACUACUAAAAUAUGGGGUGUAAUACCUUACGUGGAUUCUAAAAUGCUUGAAAUGCUUAUCCAAAAUGCCCCAUGUGUUUUAACUGAGAAGUCUGAUAUAUAUAGCUUGGGAGUAAUAUUCUGGGAAUUAACAAGUCGAAAAUCACCUUUCAGUUUUAACAAUCAGAAAUGCGACUAUUCGCUCAUUAAUAUCAUUAGUAAGGGUGCUAGAGAAGAACCGGUUAAAGACACAAAUAAUAAAUUCGUCGUACUUUAUGAAAAAUGCUGGCAACACGAACCAAAUAAUAGACCGGAUAUCAGCGAGUAA
This is a messenger RNA of Rhizophagus irregularis DAOM 181602=DAOM 197198, 618 nucleotides long. RefSeq lists its product as uncharacterized. Lineage: Eukaryota; Fungi; Glomeromycota; Glomeromycetes; Glomerales; Glomeraceae. Gene Ontology annotation, cellular component: cytoplasm. Gene Ontology annotation, molecular function: protein kinase activity; ATP binding. Gene Ontology annotation, biological process: protein phosphorylation; signal transduction. The record is from RefSeq and is a predicted model, not a curated record.